Schistosoma mattheei is the source of this 645-nucleotide messenger RNA. The record is from the annotation of a GenBank genome assembly. Lineage: Eukaryota; Metazoa; Platyhelminthes; Trematoda; Strigeidida; Schistosomatidae.
AUGGUUAAGAGGAAUAAACGUAAAUCAAAGGUACUGGGGCCGUGUGGAGAGGAACCUGAAGUUAAAAGUCCCGAAUAUAAUUGUAUUACAACUUGUGAAUGCAAGGAAAAUCCGCUUGUACUUCUUUCGCGUCUUACUGAAGUUGAAACUGCUGCCAGGCAAUCUCUAGAGAGACAUGAACCUAUCCUUAUUGCAGGUUCUGUUGGCUGUGGGAAAUCAUCACUUGCAAAUAAGCUUGCUAAAGAAUAUUGCAAUGUAAUGCGUUCUAUUCAGAUUAGUGAGCAUACAGAUGCAAAGACUCUUCUAGGAGCUUACUGUUGUACUGAAAUUCCAGGACAGUUUACAUGGCGUCCAGGUCCUCUGAUUUCAUCAAUAGAACAUGGUUAUGGAUUAGUCCUGGAAGAUAUUGAUCGUGGGUCUCCUGAAUUGCAGCUAUUAAUCACUUCUGUGUUAAGAAGGCUAAAAAAUUAUUCAGUCAAUUCAAACAAUAACAUACUAUUAAAUCCCGUUUCUGGCAAUCCAACCACUCAUCAUCCCAAUUUUCGCUUGUUUAUGACCAGCGUUUUAUUUCAUGUCAUGGUGAAGAUUUUCGCCAAGAAUCUGGAAAUGCAUUGGCUGAGUUUUUGGAUCGUUACUGUUUUGUAA